UGUUUGCUCGAUGUGCGCUGUUUAGUGUCCCCGUGUAUUCGGCCAGCUGAAAGGUUCCCGGGGUGAGCGCCUGCUUCAUCCUGGAUUAGGAAACAUUGCCGCUUUAUCAACGGCCGAAGCUGGAAAGGAAACCCUCAAAACUGCGAGCAAACACUUUCUAUCGGAUUGAUUGUGGAAACAUGUAUCGGUCAAGGAGUUUGCCUGGAAAGACUACCCGUCGAAAAUAUGUAUGUGAUGAUUGUAAUGUUAUGUGUACUUCUGCAGCCCAACUACAUAGCCACCGUCAAGGAUAUAAACAUAAGAAGGUACAAGAAGAGCUAGAGGAAUUUGAAGAUCGAUAUUCACGCAAAAGAAGCCAUUCACCAAAUUAUGACGAUCUUGAUUAUGAUGACUGCCAUGCAGAGCUUCCUUCAUCUUUUUAUUCUCAUUAUCCCUCCACAUCCCUGUCAGGUCGGCCUUAUUACCCAGGACAAAAAAUAUCAAAAUACAGAAAUAUACAUCAUAAGGAUCGACAUUCGCGUAAAAGAAGCCAUUCACCAAAUGAUGACGAUCUUGAUUAUGAUGACUGCCAUGCAGAGCUUCCUUCAUCUUUUUAUAAUCAUUAUCCCUCUACAUCCCAUUCAGGUCGGCCUUAUUACAAAAGACGUAAAAUAUCGAAAUACAGAAAUAUCCAUCAUGAAGUUUCAAGUGACCACGAAAGAAGCCACUCACCCAGUACUAAAUUUGACUCUGAAGAUGAAUCUGUUCUUGCUGCUUCUUGUGAUUCCUCAGACGAUAAUGCUUCAUGUAGUUCAGGAAAAGAAUCCAAAGAGAAACCAAAUGAUGACCAGACUGAGCCAUGUCCAUCGGAAAGAAGUCUUGGGGAGGGUAAUAAACACUCAGCCGUCACAUACAGCAAAGCAGAAGUGUUUGCUUUCUUGCGUAACUUUGAAGUGGCAGAUAAAUCUGAUGUGACUUUUAUCAAAACAGUCACACUGUUGUUUUCAAAGGCUUUGAGGAAGUUUCAGGGAAAGGACCUUGAAGAUAAGGAGUGCUUUGGAGCUGAGCCAGAGUCUAGUGUUGAUGAGGAAGAUCUCAAGAGUCCCAGAACAUAUUCAGGCUCCAGGUCUGUCUCCAUUUCAAUACAGCCACUUCAUACCUCAUCACACAAACAUAAGGAUAAACAUAGGAGGAGAAAGACUUAUUCUCACUCUUCAUCAAGAUUACCUUCAUCAGAGCAUGUUCGGUCAACCAGUCGUUCUUCACUACAGAUAACUAUAAAAUCAGCCAAUGUAGGAGAAAAUCGUAACAUCAAAGAAGAGCUAAGCGAGAUUGUCCUCAGUGAAAAUGAUAAUACAGAAACCUUGGAAGUGAUUGAUACACUUGAGGAAAAUUGUACUUCCAAUCCUGAUCUUGAAGAUAAGGAUGAUCAUUUUGAAAUGGAUCAGUCAGUAGAAAAUGGAAACCCAGAAUGUCUGACAGCAGAGGCUGCUAGCAGUGACGAUGAAGACGUAUAAUUUAGCAAUGCAUAUGUAAAUGGUUUGGAAUUGGAAAAACACAUGAAAAUUUCUUCGUCUUAUCUAGGUUUGAGCAAUGCCUGUAUUUUGCAGGUUCACAAAAAGAUUUAGGCGCUGACAGUAAAUAUAUUGACUUAUCUGAAUCAUAGGAUACACCCAGCCUUCCAAAUAACUAUUGCAUCGAAUUUUUAAUAUUCCGUUUAUUUCAUGAGUAUGUUUUGUCAUUUUGACUGUGAAAAAUCAUAAUUAUUCCUAUCUGUUCAUAUUUUUUUCAAAUAUUACUUGUAAAUAAUUCACCUUAUUACUUUGAAUAAUUAAAAUCCCAAGUAAAUAAAGGUGGACUUUUGAAUUUAAACAAAAAUAAAUCUUUAUUAAAACA
Molecule: messenger RNA, 1875 nt
Organism: Pelobates fuscus (common spadefoot toad)
Lineage: Eukaryota; Metazoa; Chordata; Amphibia; Anura; Pelobatidae
Exons: 17
Coding region: 180-1496 (438 amino acids)
Source: RefSeq, a predicted model, not a curated record